Messenger RNA from Rhincodon typus (whale shark), 5387 nucleotides. It is a transcript of the gene adad1, whose product is annotated as adenosine deaminase domain containing 1 (testis-specific). Gene Ontology annotation, biological process: RNA processing; adenosine to inosine editing. The transcript has 13 exons. The coding region runs from base 277 to 2025 and encodes 582 amino acids. NCBI's taxonomy places the organism in Eukaryota, Metazoa, Chordata, Chondrichthyes, Orectolobiformes, Rhincodontidae. Gene Ontology annotation, molecular function: tRNA-specific adenosine deaminase activity; double-stranded RNA adenosine deaminase activity; double-stranded RNA binding. Gene Ontology annotation, cellular component: nucleolus; cytoplasm. The record is from RefSeq and is a predicted model, not a curated record.
GGCUAAGUGAGUGACUAACAACAGCUUUCUAGAAAUGUUAAUCGUAAUACAGCUGGCUGUGUGAGUGUGAUAUGUGCGUUCUGAGCACGGCAGCUUCGGUCGCAUUUCAGAUGUAUUUUUGAAAGUGAACGCUGGAAAGUUGAGACAAAAAAAGUUGGGAAUUUAAUUUUAAUUAGUGAGCAGAAAAACUAACAGCUGUGUAAUGGACCAGACUAAACCCACUCAAAAUAUGUUAAGAAGAUAGCCUAGACGCCAACAUUUUCUUACUUUUUAAGAAUGUCUGGUGACAGUGCCUGGCGUAAGGGUUCAGGGGAACCUAGUUUUGCUCAAAUAUUGAAAAAGAAUAUUCCUCCAAAACCAUCACAACAAACACUAAACGUAACUUUUACACCACAGGGCGGAACUGCAGAAGAUUUGGACUCUGGUGUAUCCAGAGUAAUUCAAAUUUCAGGUCAAUUCCCAAAGUCACAAUUUGUUGAAUAUACGAAACCACUCACAAACACUGCACUACCACCAAAGAAAGUAUCCAGGGAAUUUAUUGAUAAAUAUAGACGUGGUGAGAUCAACCCAGUUUCAGCUUUGCAUCAGUAUGCACAAAUGUUGCGAAUGCAACUAAUUUUAAAAGAGACAGUAGCCACAGGUAAUGUUUUUGGACAAUAUUUUGCAUUCUGUGCUGUAGUUGAUGGGGUUGAAUAUAAAACCGGAAUGGGUCAAAACAAGAAGGAAGCAAAAGCUAAUGCUGCACAAUUAGCUCUUGAUGAACUUUUGGACACAGAACUAAGCAAAACUUCAACUACAGGUCCUGCACCAAUACCUGCUGAACGAAGAAUAAUACCUGCAUCAUGUUUGCCUUCAAGAAACCAACCAACAAAGUUAGGUUAUGAAGGAAGGAAUUCUUAUUAUAAAGCUGUUUCUGUAGCCUGCAGAGAUGUUUUCAGCAAGUUGACUGCUAACUUACCGGAGCUCCAGAAUUGUAGCAGCUCUUUAGCUGCUUUUGUAGUUGAAAGGUAUGGACAGCCUUAUGAAGUUGUUGCAAUUGGAACAGGAGAGAUGAACUGCAAUGAUCCUUUGUAUUCUGAAGGCCGAAUCGUGCAUGAUUCCCAUGCAGUAGUUACUGCAAGACGCUCGUUAUUGAGGUAUCUUUACAGGCACCUUCUUAUGUUCUACAACAAAAAUCCUGAUGUGGUAAACCAGUCUAUUUUUUGUAUCGACUCUGGAAGGAAAGUUAUUACUGUAAAGGAUCGUACUAACUUUCACCUUUAUCUGAAUCAACUGCCAAAAGGAGCUGCACAGAUAAAACAGUUGCAUCUGGCUCCUCACUCGAUAUCUACUUUUCAUACUAAUAAAGAGAUGGAACUUCACGUUAUUUUGGAUGGGAAGGUGUUUGCAAUUAGUCAUUGCAGUCCUGACAUAACUGCUUCUAGAGUGUGUAGCAUGUCGGCCAGUGAUAAGCUUACUCGUUGGGAAGUACUUGGAGUUCAGGGAGCUCUACUUAGUCACUUCAUUGAACCCAUCUAUAUCAACAGCAUUCUUAUUGGUGAUGCCAACUGCAUAGAUACACGUGGAGUAGAGGUUGCAAUUAAACAGCGUGUAGAUGACUCGCUGACUUCAAAGCUCCCAAAUUUCUACAUUGUCAGCAAACCACAAAUAUGUCUUACAGAAACUGCCUACCCCUGUCUAACAAAUUCUGUUCAUAAAACCCUCAGUCUGAACUGGUCUCAGUCAGAUUCUUUGGUAGAAGUGGUGAAUGGUACAACUGGAAGAAUCGCUGAAAGCUCACCAUUUAAAAGUGGUACCUCCAUGACCAGUCGCUUGUGCAAAGCUGCCAUGCUGAGUCGUUUCUAUCUUGUUGCAAAAGAAGCAAAUAGAGAAGAUUUAUCUACAGUUCCAACAUAUCAUGCAGCAAAGAUGAUGGCAAAGUCAUAUCAAGAAGCAAAGGUUUUGCUGAAAUCAUCGCUGGUACAUCAUGGUUUUGGUACCUGGCUGGUCAAGAAUCCAAAUGCUGAAGUAUUCCAAAUGCAAUGAGGAAAAAUACUAAGAAGAUCUUGAACUGUAAACUCAAUCACGCUCUGUUUGUAUUUUCACAUCUAAAGGCUGAUAUAUAUUAGUAUGGAUAGUAGGCAAAGUGCAAAUUAAACUUUGGAAUGUCUGUUGCUUUAAUUCAUUCUAGAUUACUGUUCCACCAUAGAAAUGUUUGUACCUAAAUAAAUCGCUUUAGAUUUGACUUUUUUAAAGAAAAAAAAACCCCUUCUUGGAUUCCUUGCUCAGUCAUCAGGUCUGCAAAAGCAGUGAGGUGACGAUUAGCAGUUUGUUACUGAAGUUUUUCUGUAAAGGAUCUAAGCUGAAAAAUAACAGCAUACUGGAUAACAUUGGCCAAAAUUCAAACUACCUUAUUGUGAAAUAGACAAUUCUUAUGUAAUAUUGUAUUUGGUUCAUUCGUAUAGCAUUGGAGUGGUUAGUGUUACACAGAAUGCUUUGAUUAUUUGACAAAAGAACCUUCUAAAUAUUUGCUUACCCUGCCUAAAUUAAAGCAAUUGGCAUUGUUUGCACCAGAGGCAAUUCCGUACUUGAAAAUGAGCAUGAUUGAAAAUGUGUAUGGUGCAAACUAGAUGUGAAGCUUAUGUCACAAAGUUAGACAUGAAGCUUAUUUUUUCCAUGAUUAUAGCAUAUAGGAAUAUAGUGCACAACUAUUUUGACCUCAGAAACCAGAAUAUACCAAGCUUCAAAAGUACACACAUGGUUACAUUUAUCCAAUUUGUGACUGUGUACACCAGGAAUCCAGUGGCAAGUUGGUGAUGCAUUCCUGUAGGGAAGUGCAUAGCUUUCACCAUUAUCAUUGUACAACAUACCAAAUCCUACUGGUAUAUUCAAUUUUGUAGAAUAUUGGAACAGCCCUUCACUUUUUAAAGAAGAAAAAAAAAAUUCUACCUUAUGCUAAUGUAUUUUAUUUGAUCCCCAGGCCAUUGAAAAAGAUAAUGAUUCCAGAAAUCAUCAUAUGAGAAUCCUAAUUCAUGAUUUGUUAGGUUGUUGGAACUGCUGUAACUUGUAUAUGUUGAGAUAUUUUCAGAAUUGAAAGCAGUAAAUCAAACUGGUUGAUGUAGAGCAUCUUAUACUAAUCUGAUGAAUCAGAUUUAACCCACUAUGUUAUGUUGUGUACAAUUAAAAUGUAUUGUUUAGAAUAUAAUGAGACAUGUCCAUGCAAUAUGGAGGCCAUUUAGUUUUUCUUCAUAUUUGUGACCUUAAUACAGACUCUAAGUGUUUGUUUAUAAGUGUGUUGUCGAGAUUUUGAUCCCUCAACUUGGCACUGAAUCAUCUUACCCAUCCAAUCUUCCUUCAAAAAUUCCUGUACAAGUCACCAUUUCCCUAUCUUCACAAGCACAGCUAGUCUGCAGUCAAGCCAUUACUGAUCUAGCUCUUGAUUACGAGUGAGUGGAAGUCAGCCCAGUAAUAAUUCUCGUGAACUUUUUAAAAAAAAAUACAUGCAGUUUUUGCCAUCCCUGCCUUUCUGACAGGUAGUCCAACUGAGAAAUUAAUUGGAUUGCUUGUCAUGAAAUUGAGCAUUAGAUUAUUUCUGCUAUCGAAUAUAGAUACAUAAUCUGAAGAUUUGCUUGAACCCAUGAUCUCAACUGUUCUACACUGUCAAAACUGCAGUGAAUGCAUGUACCAUUGCACACUACUAGAUCUUAGAGGGUGGGAAAUCAGUUAUCACACUAAAUUAGAUGGCAGUAGGAGGGAGAGGAGGAAAUCUACGCAGCCCACUUAUUGUAUCUAUGAAAAGAAUUCCAGGUUUAAGCAACCUUCCAUCUAUUUCACAUAGAUGGACUGUUUUUCAACUUAAAGCUAGUGUAAAAAUUACAACAGGCAAACAUCGGGCAGUAGUAAGCAAGCUGAUGUGUUGGCCAGAUUUCUAACUGUCAGUUGAAUUCUGUCUCUCUCUUUGUUCCCCAUUGUGAAAUUUCACCUCAAUUGAAGGUCAGGAAAAUCAGAAGAAACUUUACUUUUUGAUAGCACAGACCAAUAUACACAUUGGUGUCAGACAAAAAUUGGCUCUUCUGGAGUCCUAAUGUCUGCUCAGGAUUUGUUUUUAAAAAAAAACAGUUGCCCAUAGAUGCAUGCUUUUGAUUAGUGGAGAACCUAAUCCUAGGAACAAGAAACAAGAUAUUUGAAUUGUGAGGGAGAUGUAAUUGUUAUGUUUGAGCAUAAUAGAACUCUAAAACUAAAACUAAACACAGCAGGAUUGCACAAGUCUACAGGAAAAGAAUUGAGUUGUGAUCCGAAUGUCUUAAUGCUCUGUGGCUAAAUUAGUUCAAACACAAUUUUGAUAACCAUGAUGCCACAACAUCCAAUACUUGCGCCUGCAAGUUUAAUGCUGAAAUACAACAUCAAAGCUUGUGCAAUUGUCUUCAUGUUUUGGAUGAUAACUGGGGAUAUACUUGCAGAUCUUAUUUCCCAAAAAAUCUGACUGUCUGAAUCAGUAGUUCUUUUGGCAGUUUUGUACACUUGAAAGCAAAGACUGCAGCUGCAAGAUUAACAGAUACUGUGUGUACUGUCCUCUUAAUCGUUAUUGCCCACUUUCUCUUUCUUACUAUUUCUUUAGAAUUGAUUUAAAUAAAAAUCAAUCUUGCUCCCCAAACCCCACCCCAAAACAAAAAUAAGUCUUUGUCAGUUCUUUUCAAUGUUUUGUGCUUCAUAGGGCUCUGUAAGACACCUUCCAAAAAAAGUAUAAUUUUUGAACACUGGCCAUCAAGGAUUUUUUUUGAAAAGGCAAUUGAAAGUCUAGUGUGUAAAGAUGUGGUCACAUUGAUUAAACAACUAGAUUUAUCCUUGACACAUUGGAUGCAUUUUUCAAUCAGGUGUAGUUGCCACUGGGUCACUAAAUUCAGUAGUAACCUGCAGAGUCCUGACCGUUUGUAUAAAUAAAUAGUCACUACAAGACAGUAUUGAAAUAGUAAAUAUUGAAGAGAAAUAAAAUUAAGCAACAUUAGGAUUGGGGGUUGUAAGCAGAAAUUCAAAUGUAAAUCUUUAAUUUUUUGUUACAUAGAUUUUCUGUUAAGCAAAGAUGUUUCUAACAUUUGAACUCUUCAUUACUGUAAGACUAUGGUUUGUUUUAGUCAUAGUCACUGAAUUUAUUAAAGGUGCUUGAGGUCUAACAUGAGCUACUUUGCAGUAACUCCGUUAAAUUCACAAAUACAAUUUUGUGAGCCUUUAAAAUGUGCAAGAAGCACUUCUGUAAAUUUAUCAGAUUUGUCAUGAGUGACAAAAAUAAUUAUGCCCUCUUAUUGUCCUACCUCGGAGAGGAGGGCGAUAUGGUAAUUGGAGGAGUUUGUUUAUUCUAGUAAUUUGUUAAUGUUUGUUUUGUUAGUUUCAAAAAUAAACAGUUGACAACA